AAGGAAGAUCAUUACUUUCACUAUAGACUGCUAAAGGCCUGCACUGAGAGCAACACUGUAACCACUCCUAGCUUAAAAAUGAAGCUGUUUUCUUUUUUUGUGAUCUGCAUUCUGUCGAUCUGUGCCCAGGCGAAAACAUCCUUACCUAAAGUCCAGGUGUACAGUUAUCGCCCUGGUGAGUUUGACAAGGACAAUUACCUGAUCUGCUAUGUGAGUGGUUUCCAUCCUCCGGACAUCAGCAUUGAUCUUCUGAUGGAUGGAGUGGAGAUUCCUGAAGCCCAACAGUCAGACUUGGCCUUCAACAAGGACUGGAUGUUCCAUCUCAUCAAGAGUGCACCUUUUAAACCCCAGAAGGGCAAAGAGUACUCAUGCAGAGUCAGGCACAUGCAACAAACCCACACCUUUGUCUGGGAACAUGACAUGUAAACGUGAACAUGGAUGACAGAUGGUGAAUGUUUAGGAUACUGAUCUGUGAGCUCCGCUGAAAUGGGACUCAAGCACUGCAAGGUUAUAACAGACUGGAUGUGGAGACUGGUGUUACGGAGAGUUGCAU
Messenger RNA from Clarias gariepinus (North African catfish), 553 nucleotides. It is a transcript of the gene b2m, whose product is annotated as beta-2-microglobulin. Gene Ontology annotation, biological process: immunoglobulin production involved in immunoglobulin-mediated immune response; positive regulation of T cell activation; antigen processing and presentation of exogenous peptide antigen via MHC class II. Gene Ontology annotation, cellular component: MHC class II protein complex. The transcript has 4 exons. Bases 79 to 426 code for a protein of 115 amino acids. Gene Ontology annotation, molecular function: MHC class II protein complex binding. NCBI's taxonomy places the organism in Eukaryota, Metazoa, Chordata, Actinopteri, Siluriformes, Clariidae. The record is from RefSeq and is a predicted model, not a curated record.